Molecule: messenger RNA, 2064 nt
Organism: Prorocentrum cordatum
Lineage: Eukaryota; Dinophyceae; Prorocentrales; Prorocentraceae
Source: the annotation of a GenBank genome assembly
GUGCACGUGAUCACCGGGGACACCAUCAUGUGGGAGGCGGAUAUGGAGACCAAGAUCGAGGUGUUCAAGGAUGACCCCGACGCUUUCUACACGCAGGCGGAGAACGACCAGGAGCCCAGGGAGGCGAAGCUCGUGGGCAACGACCUGGUGUGGAACACCGGGGAAACGUGGACGCGAUGGUACCAGUCGGAGGACGACGGCGAGGCCACCACCUCCGAGAAGGAGGCCCCCUCCAGCGAGACGCCCUCGCAGGACGGCCGAGCCACCACUUCGGAGAAGGCGACCACCUCAAGUGCGGUGUCCUCGGAGGACGACGAGGCCACCACCAGCUUGGAGAAAGCGGCCACCUCAGGUGCUGUGUCCUCGGAGGACGGCCGAGCCACCACUUCGGAGAAGGCGACCACCUCAAGUGCGGUGUCCUCGGAGGACGACGAGGCCACCACCAGCUUGGAGAAAGCGGCCACCUCAGGUACUGUGUCCUCGGAGGACGGCCGAGCCACCACUUCGGAGAAGGCGACCACCUCAAGUGCGGUGUCCUCGGAGGACGACGAGGCCACCACCAGCUUGGAGAAAGCGGCCACCUCAGGUACUGUGUCCUCGGAGGAGGCCGCCGCGCCCCCGCCGGCGGCCACGCGGCGCUUCCCCGGCGCCGGCGCCGGGAAGAUGGCGGCGGGGGGCGGCGCGCAGGGCCUCCGCAUCGCCGGGAAAGCCGCGCCCCUGGCGGCCCAGGGCGUCCGCGUCGCCGGGAAAGCCGCGGCCCCGGCGGCUCAGGGCGUCCGUGUCGCCGGGAAAGCCGCGGCGCCUGCUUCUCCCGAUGACGCUGGGCGCGACGCGGAGGCCUCGACGUCCAGCCCGACGCCCAGCCCGACGCCCAGCCCGACGCGAUCUCCGACGAAGGCGCCCGCGGCAGCGGCGCCGGCGCUGGGCACGCCGCUGGGCGCCAGCAGGGACGCCGCGCCCAGCCCGCCGCCCAGCACGACGUCCAGCGCGGCGGCUUCCGGCGCGCCGCCCAGCACGGAGGACGACGGAGCCACCACCUCGGCUAAGACGGCCGCCUCCACUGCUGUGCCUUUGGAGGAGACGACGACGGCUGGGCCCAGCGAGAAAGUGGCCACCACCGAGGUGGCUGCCGCGACGGCCAGGUCCAGCGAGAAGGUGACAACUACCGAGGUGGAAGUCACCACGUCGGCGGGGUCCAGCGAGGAGGUGAACACCACCGCGGUAGAACCUACCGCGACGGCCGGGUCCAGCGAGAAGGUGACAACUACCGAGGUGGAAGUCACCACGUCGGCGGGGUCCAGCGAGAAGGUUACCAACAACGCGGUGGAAGCUGCCGCGACGGCCGGGUCCAGCGAGAAGGUGACAACUACCGAGUUGGAAAUUACCUCGACGGCUGGGCCCAGCGUCAAAGCGACCACCACCGCGGUGGAAGCUGCUGCGACGGCUGGGGCCAGCGAGAGUGUGACCACCGCCGCUGUGGAAACUGCCGCGACGACUGGGGCCAGCGAGGAGGUGAACACCACUGCAGUGGAAACUACCGCGACGGCCGUGUCCAUUGAGGAGGUGAAUACCACCGAGGUGGGAACCACCGCGACGGCCGGAACCAGCGAUGAGGUGACCACCACCGAGCGUGGGCGGGCGGCCCUGGCGUGGGGCGGGUGCGGAGCUGGGCCCGUCGAGAUCAGCAAGGUGACCCGCGCGCUGGUGGGCGACCGCGUCGCCGAGCGCCUGGCCGCGCAGCCGGCGCGGUGGCACGUCUCGGACUGGACCGAUCGCGCCACGGUGCUCUGCAGCCUGCUGACAGAGUACGCUGUUGGGAUAGGUGGAAGGCCCCUGCGUCGGCCGCUGCGGAUCGUGGAGGUCGGGGUGCACGAGGGCCGCACGCUGGCCCGGCUGCUGGGCCUGGAGGAGCGGAGCGCGCCGCAGGGCUGCGACGCCCUGACGUUCCGGCUAGGGGCUGCACAACACGGUGGCGGACCACUUGGUGGAUCUCUGGAACGAGACGCGCAGCGAGGUGCCGGCACGGCGGUUCUACCAGGCCAAGGCCGCGCUGCACGGUGUUGA